AUGAAGUUCAGCACUGCUUUCAUCGUCGCCCUUCUCGGCGUCGGUGGGCCGGCAGCUGCUGGACCCAGCAGACGUCGGCAAGCUGACCCCGUUCUCUCCCUCUCUGCCACCCGGACAGGGGUGAUUUCAACGUUGACCCCCUCGCCCACGUCAACAGUGACUGCCACCAGCACGACCACAGCCGGCAAUGGGAUCCAGACCCCGUCGCCAGUCCAGCCCAGCAUCGUCAGCAACUGCGCGCAGUUCCAUCUCGUCGUUUCGGGAGAUCGGUGCUCGACAAUUUCUGCCAAGUACGGCAUCCCCGUGGACCGGUUUCUGGAAUGGAACCCGGCGGCCUUGAGCAGCUGCAAGGGCCUCAAGACGAAUGCGUAUGCUUGCGUCUCCGUCAUCGGCUGGUCGCCCUCGCCGACGAACCCGAACAACGGCAUCCAGACGCCUCUACCGGCCCAGCCAGAUGUCGUCAGCAACUGCAACCAGUUCCACCUCGUCGUGUCUGGCGACAGGUGCUCGACGAUUUCUGCCAAGUUCGGCAUCCCGGUCGAUGCGUUCCUCAAGUGGAACCCCGGUGCCUUGAGCAGCUGCAAGGGCCUCAAGACGAACGCGUACGCCUGCGUCUCGACCAUUGGGUAUCUGCCGUCGGCGGCCAACCCCGGCACCAACUUCCAGACGCCCGCCCCGACCCAGCCGGAUCUCGUCAGCAACUGCAACAACUUUCACCUCGUCGUCGCCGGCGAGCGGUGCUCGACCAUCGCGGCCAAGUACAGCAUUCCCGUGGCCAAGUUUCUCCAGUGGAACCCGAAGGCCGGCAGCAACUGCGCGGGCCUCCGGCGAAACGCCUACGCCUGCGUGUCGACGUGGGGCCACACGCCGACCCAACCCGACAACGGCAUCGCCACGCCGUCGCCGGCACAGCCCAAGAUGGCCGACAACUGCGACGCGUUCGUCAUGAUCGAGCCCUUUGACGUGUGCGGCGACGUCGCCCAGAGCGCCGGCAUCAGCCUCGCCGACUUUAUCAGCUGGAACCCAAGCGUCGGCGCCGGCUGCAACUUUCUCAAGCCCAACGCUUACGCGUGCGUGUCCGUCAUCGGGCACACGCCGACGACGCCGGGCAACGGCAUCACGACGCCGCAGCCGACGCAGCCGGCGCUCGUGUCGCAUUGCAACAAGUUCCACCUCGUCGUCUCGGGCGACCGCUGCUCGACCGUGGCGGCGCGGUACGGCGUGCCCGUGGCCGAAUUCCUCGCGUGGAACCCGCAGGCCGGCAGCAACUGCGCCGGGCUGCGGCGCGACGCCUACGCCUGCGUCGGUAUCGUCGGGUUCACGCCGACGCCGACGAACCCGGGCGAGGGUGUCGUGACGCCGGCGCCGAUUCAGCCGGGCAUGGUGGCGACGUGCAGGACGUUUCAUUUCGUUGAGAAGGGGCAGAUUUGCGCGACGAUUCAAAAUCGGUACAAGGUGUCGUUGGCGGACCUCGUCAAGUGGAACCCGGGGAUCGGGGCCGAUUGCACGUUGAUGUGGGCGGACAGCUACCUUUGCGUUGGUGUUUUGUGA
Molecule: messenger RNA, 1551 nt
Organism: Verticillium dahliae VdLs.17
Lineage: Eukaryota; Fungi; Ascomycota; Sordariomycetes; Glomerellales; Plectosphaerellaceae
Product: LysM domain-containing protein
Exons: 1
Coding region: 1-1551 (516 amino acids)
Source: RefSeq, a predicted model, not a curated record